AUGGGCAGACAAAGCCUUGAAGGCAAGACCGACGUUGCCAUGGCAGAGAAUGCCACUCAGGCAGUCGAUGACCAGAUCCUCACUCUUGACCAGAGGAUCCAAGACCUUGUUGCGGCAGCUCCUCCUUUCUACAAGAACAAGAGCCUUCUCCAACUCUACCUUCUUAUCAUUCCGACUUGCCUUUCCGCUGCUGUCACGCUAGGCUUUGAUGCCAGCAUGAUGUCUGGUCUCCAAGCUGUGCCAUCAUGGGACAACUACUUUGGACAACCUCGCGGUCCACUUCUUGGCAUCAUGGCUGCCAUUCUCCCUCUCGGUUGUGUCGUCGCUACUCCAUUCAUCAGCCUGGUCGGUGAUCGCUACGGACGACGCAUGGGUAUCUUUGUUGGUGCUGUCAUCAUGAUUACUGGUGCGGCCAUUCAAGGUGCCUCUGUCCAUUUCGCCAUGUUCCUUAUCUCACGAUUCGUUAUCGGAUUCGGUCUUGUCUUCGCCAAUGCCUACGCGCCCAUGCUUAUCGGCGAAUUAGCACAUCCCAAGGAACGACAAGUCAUCACCUCGCUCUACCAAACAUCAUGGUAUAUUGGAGCUAUUCUCGCCGCCUGGGUCACAUUCGGGACUUUUAGUAUCCAAAGCGAGUGGGCGUGGAGAAUCCCCUCUCUACUACAAGCGGCACCAGCUUUAUUGCCUAUAUCCUGCGUCUUCCUCCUUCCCGAAUCACCUCGAUGGCUUAUCGCCAAUGGCCGUAGUGAAGAGGCCAGAGCUAUGCUCGUUAAGUGGCACGCCAAUGGAGAUGAGAAUGAUGAGUUGGUGAAGCUUGAGUUCCAGCAAAUGCGAAACGUUAUCGAAGCCGAAGUUAGUAAUGAGUCCGGAUGGAAAGACCUCUUUACUUCACCUGGAAACCGAAAGCGAGUCUUUAUCCUUGUAUGUCUCGGCUGCUUCAGUCAGUGGUCCGGCAACGGUCUUGUGUCUUACUACCUUGUCCGUGUCCUGGAAACAGUAGGUGUGACUGAUGCCAGAGAGCGAAAUAUUCUUAAUGGCUGCCUUAUGGUCUUUAACUGGCUUACCUCUGUUGCCUCGGCCUUCCUCACCGCUUAUAUGAAGCGCCGCACUCAAUUCCUCAUUUCUGUGGGAGGCAUGCUUGGUAUCUUUGCCUCGCAGACCCUUUGUGCUGGCCUCUUUAAUGAGGAUCAUAACACCGCCGCCGGAAAGGCCGUUAUCGCUAUGCUUUUCCUCUUCUACUUCUUCUACAACUUGGCCUUUAAUGCUCUGUUAUAUUCUUACCCCGUCGAGAUCCUACCCUACCCCAUCCGUGCCAAGGGCUUCUCUCUCCUCAUGUUCUUUGGCAAGGCAAGUAAUUUUAUUAACACCAUGGUCAACCCCAUCGGCCUCCAGGCUCUUGCUUGGAAGUUUUACUUCGUUUAUGUUGCUUGGCUUGCUAUUGAGCUUGUCGUUGUGUGGAAAUUCUUUAUUGAAACUAAGGGCCCUAGUUUAGAGGCGAUCGCUGCUGUCUUUGAUGGAAACUCCAUGACUGACACAACUGAUGAUGAAAUUACUGGCCGCCUACAGAAGAAGAAGUUAUCAGAUAGCUAG
Fusarium sp. VM40 is the source of this 1587-nucleotide messenger RNA. The record is from the annotation of a GenBank genome assembly. Lineage: Eukaryota; Fungi; Ascomycota; Sordariomycetes; Hypocreales; Nectriaceae.